Messenger RNA from Rhododendron vialii, 2690 nucleotides. RefSeq names its product cleavage and polyadenylation specificity factor subunit 2. Gene Ontology annotation, cellular component: mRNA cleavage and polyadenylation specificity factor complex. Lineage: Eukaryota; Viridiplantae; Streptophyta; Magnoliopsida; Ericales; Ericaceae. Bases 104 to 2326 code for a protein of 740 amino acids. Gene Ontology annotation, biological process: mRNA 3'-end processing by stem-loop binding and cleavage. The transcript has 18 exons. The record is from RefSeq and is a predicted model, not a curated record. Gene Ontology annotation, molecular function: RNA binding.
UGUAGAAACGCAGAAAGAAAAUCUCGAGAGAGAGAGAGAGAGAGAGAGAGAGAGAGAAACGCAGAAAGAAAAUCGAGAGAGAGAGAGAGAGAGAGAGAGAGAGAUGGGAACAUCGGUUCAGGUGAAGCCGCUGUGUGGAGUGUACAACGAGAACCCGCUUUGCUACCUUGUCUCAGUAGACGGCUUCAACUUCCUCGUCGACUGCGGAUGGAACGACCACUUCGAUCCCUCUCUCCUUCAACCCCUCUCCAGGGUGGCCUCAAGCAUAGAUGCGGUCUUGCUAUCGCAUCCGGAUACCCUUCACCUUGGUGCUUUACCAUAUGCAGUCAAACAAUUUGGCCUAUCUGCUCCUGUCUAUUCAACAGAACCCGUACACAGAUUAGGUCUGCUGACUAUGUACGAUCAAUAUGUCUCGCGAAAGCAAGUAUCAGAUUUUGAUUUGUUUACGCUGGAUGACAUUGAUUCCGCUUUCCAAAACGUCAACAGACUAACCUACUCUCAGAAUUUUCAUCUUUCUGGAAAGGGAGAAGGAAUAGUCAUCGCACCUCAUGUUGCUGGGCAUCUAUUGGGUGGUACUGUUUGGAAGAUAACGAAAGAUGGGGAGGAUGUUAUUUAUGCCGUUGACUUCAACCAUCGCAAAGAGAGGCUUUUGAACGGAACUGUUUUGGAAUCUUUUGUUCGGCCUGCUGUUCUAAUAACAGAUGCUUAUAAUGCUUUAAAUAAUCAGCCCUCUAGGCGUCAAAGGGACCAAGAAUUCCUAGAUGCUAUCUUGAAGACUCUUAGAGCAGAUGGCAAUGUAUUGCUACCUGUUGAUACUGCUGGCCGUGUAUUGGAGCUACUUUUAAUACUGGAACAGUAUUGGACCCAGCAUCACUUGACCUAUCCCAUCUUCUUCCUCACUUGUAUUUCAUCAAGUACAAUUGAUUAUGUGAAGAGUUUCCUUGAAUGGAUGAGCGAUUCAAUAGCGAAGUCAUUUGAGCACACUCGUGACAAUGCUUUUCUUCUUAAGAAUGUCACUCUUCUCAUCAACAAAAGUGCAUUGGAUAAGGUUCCUGAUGGUCCAAAGAUUGUACUAGCAUCAAUGGCCAGCUUAGAAGCUGGUUUCUCACAUGAUAUAUUCGUGGAGUGGGCUCCUGAUGUCAAGAAUCUUGUGCUUUUUACAGAAAGAGGCCAGUUUGGCACAUUAGCCCGCAUGCUUCAGGCAGAUCCACCUCCUAAAGCUGUUAAAGUCACCAUGUCUAAGAGGGUUCCUUUGGUUGGGGACGAGUUAGCUGCUUACGAAGAAGAGCAAAACCGUAUAAAAAAGGAGGAAGCUUUAAAAGCUAGUCUUAUAAAAGAGGAGGAAUCAAAAGCACCCCAUGGAUCUCAUCUUUCCGUGGGUGAUCCAAUGGCGAUUGAUGACAGCAGUACUCAUGCGAAGUCAGAUGUUCCUGCCCGGUAUGAUGGUGUGUACGGGGACAUAUUUACUGAUGGGUUUACUCCACCUUCCUCAAGUAUUGCCCCAAUGUUUCCCUUCUAUGAAAACUCAUCUGAAUGGGAUGACUUUGGUGAAGUCAUCAAUCCUGAUGAUUAUGUAAUCAAGGAAGAAGACAUGGACCAAGGAUCAUUGCAGGUUGGCGGAGAUCCAAAUGGAAACUUGGAUGAAGGUUCCGCUAGUUUAAUACUUGACACGGCACCUUCAAAAGUUGUGUCUUAUGAAUUGACUGUCCAAGUGAAGUCUUCGUUGCUUUACAUGGAUUAUGAGGGCCGUUCUGAUGGCCGCUCAGUUAAAUCGAUUCUAGCUCAUGUGGCUCCUUUAAAGCUUGUGCUGGUGCAUGGAUCGGCAGAGGCCACUGAGCAUUUGAAGCAACACUGUUUAAAACAUGUUUGCCCCCAUGUGUAUGCUCCCCAAAUUGAAGAAACAAUUGAUGUCACCUCAGAUUUGUGUGCUUACAAGGUGCAACUUUCUGAAAAAUUGAUGAGUAAUGUGCUCUUGAAGAAGCUUGGAGAUCAUGAAAUAGCUUGGGUUGAUGCUGAAGUAGGGAAGACAGAUAGUGACAUGCUUUCUGUGCUUCCUCUAUCAACACCAGCUCCACCGCACAAGUCGGUCCUUGUUGGUGAUAUAAAAAUGGCAGAUUUCAAGCAGUUUCUUGCAAGCAAAGGCGUGCCGGUUGAAUUUGGUGGUGGAGCCUUACGGUGUGGGGAGUAUGUGACACUGCGCAAAAUUGGAGAUGCGACCCAGAAGGGUAGUGGUGCUGGAAUCCAGCCGAUCAUUAUCGAAGGCCCCUUGUCGGAGGAGUAUUAUAAAAUUAGGGAGUAUCUGUAUUCACAGUUUUAUUCUCUGUAAGAUGCAAAAUUGAAGAACACUUCGACGUAUAUAUUCAGGUUAUUGAAACACCAUACCGUUCAGAGUUUUCCACCACUCUUGCAUUUCCGAGUGUGGAGUCUUUCACAAAUUAGUUGUUCGUGAUUGGAGCCUUGCCCCAGCCGCCGGUGAGAUUUUCUCCAAAUUGCAAUCACAAUCAUGGAUAAACUAACAAUGUGGACGAAAUACCCUGUAAAGCCAACGGAACUUGUUUCAUUAUGUAGAGUAGAACUGCAAGCAGAUUCAGAUUUGAGGCAUAGUUAUUAUUUUGUGAAAGAUUAUCUGUUGAAUUUUGUUACAACUUUCAACUUCAUGUGCAGCAGGUCUCCUUUUAUAUUGGUUUGUU